AUGGCUUCUUCUCUUUGGAUAAAAUUCAUCGUUUCAGCCAUUGUUAUGCUCAUUAUUUCUCCCAAUAUCACAGUCCAGGAAACCGCAUACCGCUACCACAGUUGCGUAAACACCACUUUUUUCACUCCAAAUAGUGCCUUCUCAACAAACCUCAAUGAAACUCUCUCUUCUCUGAUCUCAAAUGCCCCCCUUAGCAAUGGAUUUUACAAUACCAGCACCGGGGGCCUGCAGGGCCCUGAUAGAGCCUAUGGCCUCUUUCUUUGUAGACGAGACAUCUCUCCUGAUCUAUGCCAAAUUUGUGUCAAGGUCGCUAGUAAAAAAAUCAAAAACCUUUGUCCUAAACAGAAAGAAGCAAUUAUAUGGUAUGAAGAGUGCAUGUUAAGGUACUCAAACAGGUCUAUUUUCUCUGAUAUGGAAGAGGAUACUCGUGUUUAUUUGGGGAACCAGAACAACGUUAUACAUCCCAGUCAGUUUAAUCAGACUUUGGCUGAUUUGAUGAACAGUUUGGCUCAUGAGGCUGUGUCAUCUAGCAACUUUUUCGCUGCUGAAGAUGUGAAUUUCACAACUGUUACUAGGCUAUAUGGGCUGGUGCAAUGCACUCCUGACAUUGUUUCAUCUGAGUGCUGCAGUUGCUUGGCUGCUUGUGUGAGUGAGAUUCGUAAAUACUGUAAUGGGAAGGAAGGAGGUAGAAUUUCUAAGCCUAGUUGCAAUAUCAGGUUUGAAAUUUACCCUUUUUACUCUAUGGCCUCUCAUCCACCUCCGCCGCCAGCUACCUCGACAAGUAAAAUUGGUAAGCAUUUGCAUUUGCCACUUCUAUGAUUGUCGGAUUCAUAUGCAUCUGACCAAUGUGGGAGCCUGCAUGAGCCACGUGUACUGCUGAUGCACGCAGGAUUUUUUUUUUCUUUAUAUUAAGCAUUUUAGAUAUCCAAAGUGACCAUAACUUUUCACUUUGAUAUUGUUAAAUAUAUAUAUAGACAUGAUGCACCUAUCCCAUUUAAGUUAUUUAUUAAUCUAAUCAUAGGGUGAGUUAGUGCAAAUAAAUAGCAGGACAUAUGCAUGAUUACUUGAUCAAAUUCUUCCGUAUGUCGGAAAUUAAUACUGUAAUCACUGUUAUAAUGCUUUUUGCAUAGUGAAUGACCUCUCUCAGGCCUAUACGGGAAGCUACAUCUACUUCUAUGGUUAGCUUGUCAAUCUUUUUGUAUCUUCUAUAGUUUGAAUACAAUUCUUUUUGUUUCCUAGCAAAGAAUCAUCAUUGUUACAAUCAUGUUCUUUAGUUUUGUAUUACCCCAAUAGAUUUCAGUGCCAUCAUGAGUUGACC
Molecule: messenger RNA, 1318 nt
Organism: Pistacia vera
Lineage: Eukaryota; Viridiplantae; Streptophyta; Magnoliopsida; Sapindales; Anacardiaceae
Product: cysteine-rich receptor-like protein kinase 25
Exons: 1
Coding region: 1-819 (272 amino acids)
Source: RefSeq, a predicted model, not a curated record